This is a messenger RNA of Camellia sinensis, 780 nucleotides long. Lineage: Eukaryota; Viridiplantae; Streptophyta; Magnoliopsida; Ericales; Theaceae. The record is from RefSeq and is a predicted model, not a curated record.
AUGACUAAUAUUGGACUCAUGGCGUACUACCUUGGCAUUGAAGUCAAGCAGAUGGAGAAUGGAAUAUUUAUUUCUCAAGAAGGAUAUGCAAAAGAAAUACUCAAGAAAUUCAAGAUGAUUGAUUGCAAGCCUAUUAACACCCCCGUGGAAUGUGGAGUCAAGCUAACAAAGCAUGAAGAUGGAGAAAAUGUUGAUGCAACUCUUUUCAAGAGUCUAGUUAGAAGUUUACGGUACUUGACUUGCAUAAGACUAGAUAUUCUUUUUGGAGUUGGGCUGGUAAGUCGCUUUAUGGAAGCACCUACAAUGACUCACUUUAAGGCUACGAAAAGAAUUCUUUGUUAUGUUAAAGGAACAAUUGAUUUUGGCUUAUCUUAUUCAUCCUCAAAUGAAUACAAGCUUGUUAGCUAUUGUGAUAGUGAUUGGGCUAGAAACUUGGAUGAUAAAAAAAACACUACUGGCUUUGUGCUUUUCUUGGGAAAUACAGCUUUGACUUGGAGUUCAAAGAAACAACUGAUAGUAGCACUUUCUACUUGUGAAACUGAGUACGUUGCAGUUACAUCAUGCAAUUUGGCUAAGGAAUUUGAUGAAGGAUUUGCAAUUUGCACAAGAGGAAGUUUGGUUUGCAACUUUUCUAUCACGGGUUAUGGUGGAGUAAACAUGGGUGCAUAUGGUGUGGCGAUGGGGGAUGGUGAGUUGUGGGAGGUAGGUAAUGGUGGCGAGUUUGCGAUGGUGGAGGUAGAAGGCAAAUGUGAUGAAUGUGAUUAUGGGUUUGUGAAGUAG